AUGUUUGUUAAGCUCAUCCUCGCAGCUGCAGUGGUAGCGGUAGUCGUGGCACGUCCACAGGACGGUCCCCACCACGAGCACCACCACGCCUCCUCCUCACAGAGCAUCAAACAGUACCACGGGAAAGCUACUGAGAAACAUGUAGAGUACUAUUCUCAUCCCAAAUAUGAGUUUGCGUAUGAAGUUAAGGACCCGCACACCGGCGACCACAAGUCCCAGCACGAGGCGCGCGACGGUGACGUCGUGAAGGGCGUGUACAGUCUGCACGAGCCCGAUGGUACUGUAAGGAUUGUCGAGUACCAUGCUGAUAAAAAGACUGGGUUCAACGCUAAUGUCAAGUUUAUUGGUCACGCCAAGCACAUCGUUCCCGAACACCACUCCCACCACUAA
Molecule: messenger RNA, 390 nt
Organism: Spodoptera exigua (beet armyworm)
Lineage: Eukaryota; Metazoa; Arthropoda; Insecta; Lepidoptera; Noctuidae
Source: the annotation of a GenBank genome assembly